Toxorhynchites rutilus septentrionalis is the source of this 1937-nucleotide messenger RNA. RefSeq names its product fructose-bisphosphate aldolase-like. The transcript is spliced from 6 exons. The record is from RefSeq and is a predicted model, not a curated record. Gene Ontology annotation, cellular component: cytosol. NCBI's taxonomy places the organism in Eukaryota, Metazoa, Arthropoda, Insecta, Diptera, Culicidae. Gene Ontology annotation, biological process: fructose 1,6-bisphosphate metabolic process; glycolytic process. Gene Ontology annotation, molecular function: fructose-bisphosphate aldolase activity. The coding region runs from base 177 to 1271 and encodes 364 amino acids.
AUCGUCAGCGAUUUGUCAUCCACGACCUUCAUUCGACCUUGGGCGCUCCGCUCCGACUCGAAAUACUGUUCGCCUUCGGUCGACUCAGUUAUAUUGUGUGUGCACGCCUUCCAGUAAAGGUCGUACGAUUUUGCUCUCGUUUUGGUGACUUAUAUCCAAAUCUCAACCCAAACAUCAUGACUACCUACUUCAACUACCCACCAAAGGAUGUCCAGGAGGAGCUGGCUCGCAUUGCCAAAGCCAUCGUCGCCCCGGGCAAGGGUAUUUUGGCUGCCGAUGAAUCGACUGCCACUUGUGGCAAGCGUUUCGCUGACAUCGGCGUUGAGAACAACGAGGACAAUCGCCGCCAGUACCGUCAGCUGUUGUUCACCGCCGACGACCGCCUGUCGGAGAACAUCUCCGGUGUGAUUCUGUUCCACGAAACCCUGUACCAAAAGGCCGAUGACGGAACUCCGCUGGUCGAUCUGCUGAAGAAGAAAGGCAUUCUGGCCGGUAUCAAGGUUGACAAGGGUGUUGUCGAUCUGUACGGCUCGGAGGGCGAAUGCACCACUCAGGGUUUGGAUGAUCUGGGUGCCCGUUGUGCUCAGUACAAGAAGGACGGCUGCGACUUCGCCAAGUGGCGUUGCGUGCUGAAAAUCGGCAAGAACACCCCCAGCUACCAGUCCAUCUUGGAGAACGCCAACGUGCUGGCGCGUUAUGCCUCGAUCUGUCAGUCGCAGCGUAUUGUCCCAAUUGUCGAGCCAGAGAUCCUCCCCGAUGGUGAUCACGAUCUGGAGCGCUGCCAGAAGGUUACCGAGACCGUGCUGGCCGCUGUGUACAAGGCUCUGAAUGAUCACCACGUGUUCUUGGAGGGCACUCUGCUGAAACCAAACAUGGUGACCGCUGGACAGAGCUGCGCCAAGAAGCCAUCGGCCCAGGAGAUCGGUUUGGCCACCGUUCUCGCUCUGCGUCGCACAGUGCCAGCUGCUGUGCCCGGAGUUACCUUCCUGUCUGGUGGCCAGUCUGAGGAGGAGGCCUCCGUGAACCUGAACGCCAUCAACCAGGUGCCCCUGUUGAGACCAUGGGCCCUGACCUUCUCGUACGGACGUGCCCUGCAAGCUUCCGUUCUGCGCGCCUGGGGUGGCAAGAAGGAGAACCUCAAGGCGGCCCAGGAUGAACUCAUCAAGCGCGCGAAGGCAAAUGGAUUGGCAUGUCAGGCAAAAUACGUCGCCGGCUCGAUUCCCUCGUACGCGGCCAAUGCAAGUCUGUUUGUAAAAUCGCACGCCUAUUAGGCUCUUCUACAUGCCGCUGUUGUCAUCCAUUGACUGACCGCUCUGGAAACAAAAUUUAACAAUCGGCACACAUAUCCACAUACCCGAAACACAAGGACAUUCGUGUACAUGAGCAUUCCGCCGGAUAGCAGCAGCAAAACAAUUCACAAAUUUUCACAACAAAUACUAACACAUACAGUUAAAUUAUUGAUAAGGCGUGUAGAGAUUAUCAUAAUCAGAUUGUCUUCCAAUGAGAGAAUGAAAGGACUAAUGCACAUGGCCAUCGGCAGUGUGCAAGGGCACGAAACGGAGAGACGAAGCCUUGAGUCGACAGCCAACUUAUCGUUUUAUUCUGGCACAACAAUUCCCGUUUUACGCUGUUUUUAAAUUGUGUCUAACCCUCCCCUUUUUAUGUUCAAGCAGAUUGAAGUAAAAUUAUUUCCAAAUAGUUUGCUCCGAAAGGAGGAAAGUUCGUCGACGAUUCGAAAGUUUUUCUCCAGGCAGGCGCUUGUCUGUUUGCAGUUAGUAGAGCUGAUGGAUGCGCAUUUUACUUCAACCUGCUUCCUUUUGUUCAUUUUAUAUACUUUUUUGUGUUUAAUUACCUGAAUCUUUAUCUUGGUUUCUACUGUCUAACGAAAAAUCAAUAAAAAUUGAGUUCGUAAAAAUAUAUAAAAUUGGCAAGCUGCA